UCCUCUUAUAUGUAAUUUUAUUAUUGCUAUAGCUUUAAAAAGAUUAUUAGAUCAUUUCGUUCGUUGAUAGAUAAUUUCAGUCUGUAAAAAGUAUUACGUGAAAUUAAUAAAUCAGUAAUCCAAAUUAUGCUAUAUGAUUUGGUAAAAUCGUUUGUUAAAACAUUUAUCAUUAUAUUUAUUUUUAUAGAGUGUUUAUCAAUUUUUCAGUCCGAAAGUCGUUUAAAUAAUAUUAUAUUAACUCCUUAUAAACAAUCAUCUCCCAGACAAAAGGAAAAUUUGCAUCGUACCAUGGAAACAUACGCUAUUACAAAUAACGAAGUUGAUACAGUUGGACAAAGUGAAAAAAAAGGUAGAAUCAAUCGUCAAGGACCAAAGAUAUGGGAUCAAUGGGGAAAUUGGUCAAGCUGUAGUGUUACUUGUGGUAUAGGAAAAUUAACAAGAUGGAGGCAUUGUAUAGGUGGAAGUUGUUUAUUAGAUUUAAAAGAAAAAAAUGAGCGAAUUAAGCGAGAUACAAUCCUUUUACAAAGGAAAAGUCAUUUUCGUAACCGGAGGGACCGGUUUGAUGGGAAAAGUUCUGAUCGAGAAGCUACUUUAUAGUUGUAGCGAUUUAAAUAAAAUUUAUGUUUUGAUACGGCCAAAAAGAGGUCGUACUCCCGAGAUGCGUGUCGACGAAAUGUUUAAAUUACUCAUGUUUCAAAGAAUACAAAAGCAAAAGCCAGAAACGAUGAAGAAAGUUAUACCUUUAAGCGGGGAUGUUGGUACGAAGAAUUUAGGAUUAACUAACGAGCAACUCGAAAUAUUGAUAAACGAAACUGACGUAGUAUUCCAUUUUGCCGCAACUCUUAAAUUAGAAUCUAAGUUGAAGGACGCUAUCGACAUGAAUACGGUUGGAACGAAAAGGGUCAUAGAAUUAGGUAGAAAGAUGAAAAAGCUGAAGGCAUUUGUUCAUCUGAGCACAGCCUUCUGUUACGCCGACAAAGAGGAACUCGACGAAAAAGUGUACGAAUCAUCCGCUGAUCCUCACGACGUUAUGAGGCUGGUUCAAUGGCUAGAUGAAAGUGCCAUCGAUCUUAUUACACCCAAGGUGUUGGGUCUUCAUCCGAAUACUUAUACGUAUUCAAAGAGAUUGGCCGAAAAACUGGUAGCGGACGAAUACCCGGAUUUACCUUGUAGCAUUGCCAGACCAUCGAUAGUAACUCCAGCUUUGGCAGAACCGUUACCUGGUUGGGUGGAUAACUUAAACGGACCUGUGGGCCUCAUGGUGGGUGCAGGCAAAGGUGUGAUAAGGUCGAUGCUCUGUAAUGGAAGCUAUCACGCCGAAGUAAUACCCGUCGACCUCGCUAUCAAUGCUCUAAUCGCAGUCGCAUAUAGAACAGCUACGACGACCAAAGAUACAAGUGUACCGGUAUACAAUAUGACGCAAAGUGGCAUAUUACCCAUUACGUGGGGAGAAGUAUUGGGUAAAGGGAAAAAGAUCGCGUAUGAAUAUCCUUUCGAAGGACAAAUUUGGUAUCCAACCGGUGACAUACAUAGCAGCAAAUUCGUACAUAAUCUGAUCGUCUUUUUGUUUCACGUUAUACCGGCUUAUUUCAUCGAUUUUCUUAUGUUGAUAUUUCGGCAAAAGAGAUUUAUGGUUCGUAUCCAAAGACGUAUUUCCGUCGGACUCGAAGUUUUGCAAUACUUCACUAUGAGGGAAUGGACCUUCCAUAACUCAAACUUGCUAAUAAUGCGGCAAGAAAUGAGUCCCAAAGACCAGGAGAUUUUCCCAAUAGAUUUCUCGACUAUCGAUCAUGCCGAGUAUAUAAAAACUUGCGUUCUAGGUGCACGACAAUAUUGCAUGAAAGAGAAUUUGUCCACAUUGCCGAACGCUAGAAGACACCAAGCGAUAUUAUACGUCAUUCACAUAAUUGCUGUCUAUCUAUUUUACAUCGGAAUAUUAUAUCUUAUUUACAAGAACUUCGAAAUAGCAAGAUCUGGUUUGGAUUCUGUCACGGAGCACGUGAAAUCUUUGUCAAUUUUGGGCUGAGUUACGCGAAAGAUCCACCAGUAAUAGCAUAAUGUAUAUUAUUACGUAUUUGUAUACAAACGAUUUAGCGUACUCUUUUAUCUUAAAAGAGUUAUCUUUUAUAUUUUUGCUUGAAACCAGCAAUUGUAUUCUAUAACAAAACGCAACAAGCUCCGUUAAGAACCUUUUCUCAACUUACUUUACUAUGUAAUAAUCAACCACACGCGACUUUUCAUCGAAUCAGACUAUACGAAGCUACAUAUGUGUAUGCGCGUUCUUCUUUUACGUCCGAGAUAAAUAGUAGUAAGUUAAUAAACGAAAUUUGUUAUUUA
This is a messenger RNA of Bombus pascuorum, 2337 nucleotides long. RefSeq names its product putative fatty acyl-CoA reductase CG5065. The coding region runs from base 491 to 2026 and encodes 511 amino acids. Gene Ontology annotation, molecular function: alcohol-forming very long-chain fatty acyl-CoA reductase (NADP+) activity. Gene Ontology annotation, cellular component: peroxisome. Gene Ontology annotation, biological process: long-chain fatty-acyl-CoA metabolic process. The transcript is spliced from 10 exons. Lineage: Eukaryota; Metazoa; Arthropoda; Insecta; Hymenoptera; Apidae. The record is from RefSeq and is a predicted model, not a curated record.